Molecule: messenger RNA, 1695 nt
Organism: Podospora anserina S mat+
Lineage: Eukaryota; Fungi; Ascomycota; Sordariomycetes; Sordariales; Podosporaceae
Exons: 1
Coding region: 1-1695 (564 amino acids)
Molecular function (GO): protein binding
Source: RefSeq, a predicted model, not a curated record
AUGGACUCAUUCAAAUUCCUCAAACGUCGCACGACGGAGCUCUUCAACUCCCUCCCCUCAUCACUCCCCGCCAUCAAAAGCCCUACCUUUGGCAGCGGCAACAGCAACAUCAUGAGGGGCACCUGGGAAAAGCUUCAGCUCCCGCCUCUUCCGAGAUCAGGCCACACAGCCGACAUCGUCGACGGCACCGUCUACAUCUUCGGCGGCGGCAACGACAACGACGUCCACACCAUCACCCUUCCCGCAAGCGGAGCCCAAGCCGAUUACUACACCAUCAAGGCCAAACCCGUCAAAUCCACCGCCCCUAAACCCAAAGACCCCAACCCCGACGUCCCUUCCAUCUCCAUUGAAGAAACCCCCAACGACGAGCCCCAAAACCUCUCCGACAUUUCUCUCACCUCCCCUCCUCCCGGGUCAAAAGACAAGGGAAAAUCCCCCGCCUCACCCACCUCUUCCCUCCCAGACAUCCCCCCUCCCCGCAAAGGCCACGCCUCUGCCGUGAUCGGUCACAGGAUCUUCCUCUUCGGCGGUUCAUCCCCCUCAACCCCCUCCCAACCCCUCAACGAAUCCGGCCGCGUCUGGAUCUUCGACACCCGCACCCACCUCUGGUCCUUCCUCGACCCAGCCCUAGCCACACCCGCCCAUCCCUCCCCUAGGUUCAACCACGCAGCAGUAUCAACCCCGAAACCAGACAACUUCUCCCCCUCUUCCCAUCCUUCCGGCCAUACCACAUGGAAAGAAUGGGCCUUAGGAACCGACACCACCAACCUCCACGAGCAGGGAAUCCCCCAAGAUCCCGUGGUGGGUUUCCUCGCGGAAAAAGCGCGUGAUCUUGACUCUGAAGGUUACGGGACGUUUAUCAUUUCCGGUGGUACCCUGCCCUCAGGGGAGGCGUCAGAUGAAACCUGGGCGUUUGACGUCCACUCUUCUACCUGGCAGCCUCUCCCUUCUUCCCUUUCCCCGGUGACAGGUGGGUGUAGUCUCGCGCUGGCAAAGAACAGGUUGUAUAAGCUCGGCGGCGGGGAGGGUGGUGGUGGCGGUUCUGACAAGCUCACAAUGGAGUAUUUAUCCCUCUCCCUUGACUCCUUCAACGAUGUUGCUUCCGCGGGGGAGGAGGUGUUGGUUACGGCGAAGGGUGGCUGGAAACCUAUUCUACCGGGGAAGGAGGAUGUGGGGUAUAAAACUCCGGACUUGACCGCCGUCCCUCUUGAUGACGACGACGACGACAACAGUGCCAGUUUUUGGCCAGCAGCGAGGACGAACGCUUCGUUAAGUGUAGUGACGAUUGGUGGUGUCAAUGGAAGAGAGUAUUUGUUGCUUGCGUUUGGGGAGGACGGGCAAGGUGGGAAGAUGGAUGAUGUUUGGGCUUUUUUGACGCCAAAGUCGGGGCAUGAAAAGGGGCGGCAUGGGGUGACGGAGGGGAGUUUUGUCAAGGCGCAGGAUGCGGUUUGGGAUGGGGUGGGGGGGUUGCUUGGUGGUGGGAGGGAUAGACACCAGGAGGGGAGGUGGUUUAGGGUUGAGAUGGGGGUUGAGGAUGAGGAGGAUGAUGAUAGUUUGGAUGGGCCCGGGGGGAGGGCACAAGCCGCGAUGGCGAGUAUUGGGGACUUGGACGAGAGUGGGGUUGUGAUUUGGGGGGGUGUUGUUGGACAGGGGAAUAGGGUGAAGGGGGAUGGGUGGGUGAUGAGGUUGAAGUGA